This is a messenger RNA of Varroa destructor (honeybee mite), 4097 nucleotides long. Its product is annotated as tonsoku-like protein. Gene Ontology annotation, cellular component: nuclear replication fork. The record is from RefSeq and is a predicted model, not a curated record. NCBI's taxonomy places the organism in Eukaryota, Metazoa, Arthropoda, Arachnida, Mesostigmata, Varroidae. Gene Ontology annotation, molecular function: protein binding. Gene Ontology annotation, biological process: double-strand break repair via homologous recombination; replication fork processing.
AGUAGGAUAAGCUCGAUUAGCCAAUAGGUGUACUUGCAAUUGAAUGACAGUAUUUAUAGGGUCAAUUAAGAGUCGCGUCUGAACAUGGGGCCCAACCACGCAGUGGCGCGAAAGUUAUGAUAUUGAAGCCCAUCCGAAUUCACGGGUGCGUAAUGUUCGAUUUGUCGGAAGUGCAUCUUGUAUAAAAAUAUGAUAAGCAACAAUAGAUGCGGCACUGAGACGUGAAAGAAGAAGAGCUUAGAUGUCGCCAUUGAUGUGGGUUUUAACUGGAACAUUGUCAUUACCAACGACGGCUUAGCCAGAGCAGCUGCGUGGUUUAACUGUUAAAGACGUCAGAAUUUCUAACAAUUUUCCCUACGUAUGAGCGGAGCAUACAUUGAGACUACUGUGUUCAGCAGAAGUGACAGCAUAUACAUUGUCCAAAAGUGUUGUUGAUCUUGGCGAUGAGUUCGGUUAUCCGGAAAUUAGAGAAAGCCUGUCAGAAUGCCCGCGAGCGCAGAAAUCGUCGCGAGCUUGCCAACGUUUUGGAAGAGUUGGCGUGCGAACUUGCCGAGGACCGUCAAUGGCAGCGGGUUGUUGAAGUCCGAUCGGAGCUCCUUGAAAUCUUACGUAGCUCUGCUGGACAGAAACUCGAGUUAGCACGAUGUCACCGGUUUAUUGGUGAAGCAUAUCUUGAGUUACGUGAUAUAGAUACUUCGCUGCGAAAUGUUCGAUCAUACCUCAAACUCGUGCAAGAAACCAGUGAUUUAGAGAAACAACGGGCCUACACAACUCUCGGUAGAGUUUACGCCGCCAAAUAUGACAUCGAGGGAACACCAGAUUCCCUUCACAAGGCGAUCCAGUUCUACAAUUCGGCCCUUUUGCUGGCCUUACAGUUUGAAAAGGAUAAGCUGCUUGAUGUAGAGGAAGCCCGCCUAAUGCGUGGCAGAUUGCUUUAUAAUCUUGCUCUGACGUCACAGAGAACACGUAAUGAUAAAGGUUCAAUCAAGUAUCUUGAGCGUGCCAUCUACACGUUGCGACAGUUGUCUGGGACAAAGUUGGACAAAGAAUCAAAGUCAGAUUUGUAUAAUACGCUUUGUGAGUUGUCGGAAGCACGAGGGCAUAUACAGGAUUUCACAGGGGCGGCCGAGGCAGCGAAAGCGGCUUUGGCUAUUGGUCGAGAAACAAAGAAUUCGGCUAGGCGCGGUGAGGCGUAUAUGUUGCUAGGGGUAGCCUUUAUGGUGGGGUCUCAAUGGAAGGAUGCCCGUCAGGCCCUGAACCAUGCUCGAGUUUAUGCAAAAAAUAUGGAUGAACCUAAAAGAAACAGCUUAAUAAAAUAUCUGAAAUGUGCUAUUCGUUUGGAGCGGUGGCAUGAAUUGUUACGCUCAGGAGAAAGUGGGCAAAAUGAAUUAUUUGAAAAAAUAGGGGACACACUAAUUCAAGUCGGAAUCCAUUUGGGAGCUAUAGAAGCUUAUAAGGCUAUUGACGAACCCUUCGCGCAAAAAUGUAAACGAUACGCCGCUGUGUGCGGCUCAAUUGCAGAAACGUAUGCUGAUCUAGCAGAAUACGUAGAGGCAGAAAUCUGGUAUCUGAAAGAAGUUACUUAUAGAAACGAAGAUGAUUACGAGGAAUUAUGCAGUGUCUACCUGUCACUGGUCAACUGUGCGCUGAAGCAAAAAGAUCAGGAAAAGCUUCUCAACUUUGGCCGAAAAGCAACGGAAAAUGCAACGAAAUGCCGCCAGGGCUCCAUCAGAAAGAACGUGUACGACAAAUUGGCUAAAGCGUACUGUGAAAUCGGGCUGAACUCCGAUGCGGAAUCGCUGUCGAGUGCACUGUCCCUCCAACUUGGCGAGAGUUCAGAAGAUGACGACAAUGCUGAAGGUUCGACGCCAGAUUCGGGUUCAGAGUCAUCUGUGAACCUUUCCGACCUGUCACUCGAGGCUCCGUCGGAUGAACUGGAGGGAAGCGGAGGUUCACUUAGUACAAACGAUGCCAGAGGAACUCGUACGAUAACGCGUAGGCUGGCCUUUGAGAAAAGAAAUGGUCUAGGAGAGACACUGCUUCAACAGGAAUGCAUCAAAGGAAACCUGAGCAUGGUCAACAAGCUGAUCGCGCAAGGAUCUGAUGUGAACUCGACGGAUAAUGGAGGAUUAUCAUCGCUUCACGAUGCAGCGAAUCACGGGUUCCUGGAGAUUGCCAAGGCAUUAGUGGAAGCCGGCGCGCAGGUCAAUAGAGAAGGAAAAGAUAAUUCGCACAGAAUAACGCCUCUUCAUUCAGCUGCGGCAGGAGGAAACUACCUGAUUGUGUCAUAUCUCCUUGACAAAGGAGCCAACGCUAAAGCCUUGACUAUCCGUGGACAGACUCCAUUUGACGUACUUGAGGCUUGCGAAACCCAAGAUGAAGUGUAUAUGUCUGUGCGUGAAAAACUGCAGGCUGCUGAUAUUGAAGUGCGUUACCUUAAGACUCUGAUUCGGCGACGUUAUCAGCAUAUCACAGCUCCAUCUCCUUUCAUUCAAAGUUCAGGGGGAGCUUCUGAGCCUGUUAUAAUUGAGGAUGACCUACCUCGACAUGCACAAACACGAAGGAAAAAACAAAGACGGCUAGAUGACGUUGUCGUACGCUCAAAACGGCCAAGAAUUGACGAUGCCCAACCUGUCGAUACCAGUGAACACGAUCUACCCACAAUAGCUUCAAUUCCUUUUCAAAAACAAACUAAAGGAAACAGGCACCAACAUACUCCGCCGCCAGCAUCAAAAGUAAAAAAGCGAUCUAUGAUGCGAAACAUAAGCGAUGAUUCGAAUAGCUCGCAAGAAAACGAUGACCAUGCAGUUCGGGAGGCUUUUGAUCGAACACUAAUGUGCAGCACACCUACAAAAAACGGAAGAAUUUCCCCUAAAGAAGCAACAGUAGAUCUUGAUAUCCUCAAUGCGACAUUAACGGAUGGGCACACGACGAUUGAAAAAAAAAGUUCAUCAUCGUUAGGUGUUUGCAGUUAUACUGAACGACCGACAGUGAACAUUGCAAACUUCAAUAACACGCCCGUUCACCUGGUGAGAGUUCGCGUAGAAGACCGCCUUCUGUCGAUCCCCUUACCAAAAGACUUUUCAACACUAACGAUUGCUUAUCUGGAACAGCAGGCAGCCGACAGAUAUCAGACAAUCGAGGGAACUAAACCCGUCGUUAAUAUUGCUUUAGAAGACGGAGCACUACUCUGCUCUUCAGAUCCGAUUAUGUGUAUUCAGGGUAUACCAGUUCUUAAAGGUAUAGUAGUGUCGUGGAAUGUACCUCCCUUGGAUGAACGUUUUAGGGUUAAAAUCGGUGAUCAAUUAGCGGGCAAAAAAAUUCUAGCUCGCUGUCAAGCUGCCACCGCGUUAGGCAAAUUGGAACUGGAUCAUAUGAAAAUUCCGCAGGAGCUAAUGGUUGUGCUCAAACACGAAGUGCAUUUACAUACAUUGCAUCUAAGCUUUGUUCAUGUGGACCCAAAUGCGCUAUUGGCACUUAUUGAAGUUUUCACCAAGCUUAAAAAUUUGAAAGUUCUUCAUUUAAUUGGGUGUAAUUUUCGAGGAAAACAGUUGUGCGAUCUGUUGGGAAAAUUCGGAAGCUCCGAAUUGGAGGAGCUUGACUUGAGUUACAAUUUCGUUGAUCAAUUUUUUGCCAACCUUAUAAGCAGCACCUUGCCUAAAAUACUUACAGCGUUACGGAAGAUUCGACUCGCAUCGUGCGGAAUUCAAGACACAGCAAUAAUUGAAGCGCUUAAACAUUUUCCUCUAACUACAGUUGAUCUUUCCUGCAAUCCACUAGGAAAGUUAGGAAUCGACUCUGUAGUUUCGUUGAUUCAAAAUAUGCCCUGCCUGAAAGAGCUAGAUAUCAGCAAUUGUUUAGCUGAAUGUACAGGCCAAUAUUUUGCCUCGAUAUUGCAAAAAUGUCUACACCUGAAGGUGCUAAAGGUGAAUGGCCUUAUUCAGACUUCGCCUAUUUUACCACACUUUGACGUAAGUGCGUGCAACCAUUUGCUACAGCUUCAUUCCAAAGGGAAUCCCGCAAUGAGUGGGAAGACCCUUACUACUUUUCAAAAUGCCCUUGGACAGGUGAUCAUUUCGUAGGUUGAUUUAGUUGAA